Aspergillus melleus is the source of this 291-nucleotide messenger RNA. RefSeq lists its product as uncharacterized. The record is from RefSeq and is a predicted model, not a curated record. Bases 1 to 291 code for a protein of 96 amino acids. Lineage: Eukaryota; Fungi; Ascomycota; Eurotiomycetes; Eurotiales; Aspergillaceae. The transcript has 2 exons.
AUGAACUGCUGCAUGUCGGAUACCGACCACGUGGGCUCGCAAUCGGCCCAGGGCUUCCUUCGGGCUUGUUGUGGUGUUCCCGGCCAGGCGGCCGCGAUGAUCCUGUUCCAGCGCCCGGAAUGCGGAUACCAUCUUCUGGCAAAAUCAAAUACGCAGCGCUCGAGUCGUCGCUGGACUGCCGCCAGAACUCGAUGCUGUGCUUGGAACGGCAGCGCGGCGGCCCGUGGCUGCGUCGAUAGCUUAGAGGGCAUCAAGACCGUGGCGACUUCUUCAAUUCCACAGUUUAAGUGA